AUGGACCUUACUCCACCAAUGCGACAGAAUCGAUCACAUACUAGCCGACGGCUUGCCGAGAAGUCUUCUGAGACGGUCAGUAGCCAUGGACGCAAGCGUGCCAGGAGAGCAUGCAUUCCGUGUCGCAAACGCAAGCGGAAAUGCGAUGGCAAUCAUCCGUGCAGGAUGUGUAAUAACUAUGGCUAUGUUUGCAGCUUUACUCCGGAUAAUAGCUCGUUAGAGCAGUUUGCAGCAAGUACGUUGAGCGGCGCACGGGAGCAAAGCUCGCGGUCACAAGCCACUGUCGGCGUCACCAGCGGCAAAGCCUUGUUGGACCUUGACACUGGUGUAUUUGAUGAAGAGAAAUCGCGCUACGUUGGCAGCUCAUCAGCCGUUGCCUUUGCACGAGUUUUUGGGUUGGAGCUUGGGUCCAAAUCACCUCUUGUGUUGCACUCUUUCGGGUUCAAUUUUGGCAUUCGACAAGAGGAAAGCAGCACCACACAUGGCCACUUGAUGGAUCUGCUUUCGGAGACUGAGCUGAAGGCCUUCUCAGAUGUUUAUUUUCGAGUAUGUGCUCCUUGCAUAGACGUGCUGGACCAGGACAACUAUCGACACAGAUGCCGGGACUAUUACCAAGAGCAUCACCACAUCGGCUCUUUUGCGGCAGUAGCUGGCGGUGUUGCAGCUAUUGGGUCCUUCUUCUCACGAGACAACGGCCACCCUCGCGAGCUAGAAAUAGUGCAGUUUGCGAAGGCUAUCCUAGAGGAUGCAGCUUCGGUGCGCAGACCUACUGUCGACCUUGUUGUAGGAUGGAUUUUGCGAUUUUUCUACCUGCGGUCCACCACACGGCCAAACAAUGCAUGGCUAGCUUCGAGCACCACCAUGCACCUUGCAGAGGCGAUAGGCCUACAUAAAGAAGAAAACGUAAAUAGGCUGGCUGCAGUUCCGGGUACCGUCUCCCGCGGUCAUGAUGCGGAGAGGUUGAGACGCAUAUUUUGGACCGCGUGGUCUUGUCAUAUCGCCACGUCGUACGAGUACGGUCGCUCCAGCAUCGAGAUUCCCAUGGUGACAUGCAACAACACCACUUUGUUGCCAGGGCCAUACUCUUACCAGUGGAUCUGUCUCAUACAAAUUAUCCCGUCACGCAGCUCCCCUUUUAUUCCAGAGUCCGAACCGAGACAGGCUGGGGACGAACUUGUUGAGAGGAUCAAAGCACUUCAUAGGUUGCCUACUGGCCACGCGUUCCUUUCCUGGACCAAAGCCGACUUGAUGUGUUGCUUCUACCGACGCCUCCGCCAACAGCGGGUAGCCUUGACGAGAGACGUGGUCGAACAGAUUGUAACAGCUGGCAAUGAGGCUGUUGCCGCAGCACAGCGAGUUGUUGUUGAUGAAGGAUAUCCCUUUUUUAAUGCGCUGGGAAGCGUGUUCCAAUUCUCGUGCGUUCUACUGGCGCUGGACACGCCGUAUGCCCUAGCGAAUGUUGCCAGCGUCUUCUCCGUGUUAGAGGCUAUGGCCAACGCCAUAGGCACCAAAAUGACGCGUGAGGCAUUGUCGACCGCCCAUCAGCUGUUGAGGGACUGUGUCAUGAGAAAGAGGCACGAUAUAGCGGUGCUAGAGUCUGUUGACGCGUACGCUGACACUGGCGUUGGUGAUGGUGAUGGCGAUGAUGGUUGCGACGAUGAUGGUGACGCCAACAGGCGAACUACACCCAAGGAGGCAGAUGGCAUCGUUGAUGAAUUGUAUAGCCAAGAUCUCGACUUGUGGUGGGACACAUUUUUUGACGAUCUUUGCGUACAAGCUCCCGACGCAUCUUCCGUGCCCAUGAUGUUGGCCUGA
This is a messenger RNA of Venustampulla echinocandica, 1815 nucleotides long. RefSeq lists its product as uncharacterized. Lineage: Eukaryota; Fungi; Ascomycota; Leotiomycetes; Helotiales; Pleuroascaceae. The transcript has a single exon. The coding region runs from base 1 to 1815 and encodes 604 amino acids. Gene Ontology annotation, molecular function: zinc ion binding; DNA-binding transcription factor activity, RNA polymerase II-specific; DNA binding. The record is from RefSeq and is a predicted model, not a curated record. Gene Ontology annotation, biological process: DNA-templated transcription; response to xenobiotic stimulus; regulation of DNA-templated transcription.